Molecule: messenger RNA, 1372 nt
Organism: Mycena citricolor
Lineage: Eukaryota; Fungi; Basidiomycota; Agaricomycetes; Agaricales; Mycenaceae
Source: the annotation of a GenBank genome assembly
CCGCGGCGGGCAUAUCCUGGGACUUCUUCUGCAGAGUUGCGAGAUCUGGCGUGAGAUCAAUCACGAAACUCUUAGAACACCGGACGACAUAUAUCGAGUGCUGGCAGGUUUUCGCUCUGGUUUCCUCCGAUUCCCCAGCUCCGACCUCGAGCACUCUCAGGCACUACCCAUGUUUACCGAAAGUCCGGAAUACGUCAGAAGAAGGGAUACCCCGUUCUCACCUCCGACGAUUACGUGGAAAGAACUGCGUGCGGUGAUCCCCUCCGAGCUGUUUCGCAAGUCGACGCUCCGUGGGCUGGCGAGCUUCGUCCAGGACGUCGGCUGCUUCGUCACCCUCUUCGCUCUCAGCCGACGGAUCGACGCGUUCGCCGCCCAGGUCGCCGAGGCACGUGAGCUCACGCCGGGCGUCGCUUCGGUGCUCAAGUGGUCGCUGUGGUCUGCUUACUGGUACGCACAAAGCAUUGUCAUGGCUGGGUGUUGGUGUCUGGGACAUGAGGCCGGCCACCAGAACAUCUCGCCAUACCGCAUCGUCAACGACACCGUCGGUUUCAUUCUGCACACCGGGCUCUUGACCCCGUACUUCGCCUGGCGGCGGUCCCACCACUUGCACCACAAAGGUGUGGGUUCGAUCGAGCGGGACGAGAACUACGUGCCACGCACAAAAUCGGAGCUCGGGAUCACGUCCCAGGAGCAGCUGCGCGAAAUGUUCGAGGAGACGCCGCUGUACACGCUCGUCACCAUGGUUAUCAUGCAACUUUUCGGCUACCAGCACUUUUCGCCGUACUCCGUGCUGUUCAAGCCCGAAGAUUUUUGGGGCGUCGUGGUCUCGGACGCUGGGCUCCUGGUCACCCUGUCGGUUCUUAUCAGAUAUGGCAUGCAAGUCGGCGCUACAAACUUAUUCAAGCAGUACAUCAUCCCGUACCUGUUCUGCCACCACUGGGUGGUGUUGAUGACAUACCUCCAGCACUCCGACCCAACCCUACCGCACUACCGGAAGGGCCAAUGGACUUUCCUGCGUGGAUGCCUCGCCACCGUCGAUCGGCCGUUGCUCGGAUUCAUCGGCCGCUUCUGUUUACACAACGUGUCACACGACCACGUUGGCCACCAUCUGUUCACUUCCAUUCCCUACUACAAUCAACCUGAGGUGACCAAACGCAUCAAAGCUGUCCUCGGGGAGCAUUACAACGAAGAUGGCACGAACACUUUCUACGCGCUCUACCGCUCGUUUACGAAUUGCCGCUAUAUCGAGGACGAGGGCGAUGUCGUCAUGUACAGUAACGGCAAGGGCGAGACGACGCGCGAAGUCGUUCAGAAUCCGGAGGAUCGCCGUGAGGACGACGCCAUCCCUGCUAUGCUCACUUCCUUGUCCUGA